Molecule: messenger RNA, 907 nt
Organism: Rattus rattus (black rat)
Lineage: Eukaryota; Metazoa; Chordata; Mammalia; Rodentia; Muridae
Gene: Vip
Product: vasoactive intestinal peptide
Exons: 5
Coding region: 250-816 (188 amino acids)
Biological process (GO): epinephrine secretion; adenylate cyclase-activating G protein-coupled receptor signaling pathway; regulation of sensory perception of pain
Cellular component (GO): perikaryon; neuron projection; extracellular region
Molecular function (GO): neuropeptide hormone activity; peptide hormone receptor binding
Source: RefSeq, a predicted model, not a curated record
UCUAAAGCUAGCUGCUCUGCCUCCAGCACAACAGAAGUGUGGCCUUGGGUAGAUGGUAAAGUCAACCGAGUGCCUGCAGAGGCCAAGGCAAAAGGGAGCUGAGCCGGUGUUCAAAUGCCUUCACCCUGGGGAUGGAUCCCGAUUCCAAGCGAGUGCUAGAGAACUAACACCAUUUUACAACUAAUCUUAUGCUUUGAUUCUUUCCUCAAAUCUGCAAGAGCCCUUGGCAGCAUUGCUAGACCCUCCCGAAUGUUGCCAAGUGUGGCUGGGAAUGGCAGCGUCCUCUCUCUUUUCAGAGGCACCGAGAUGGAAUCCAGAAGCAAGCCUCAGUUCCUGGCGCUCCUGACACUCUUCAGCGUGCUGUUCUCGCAGUCGCUGGCCUGGCCUCUCUUUGGGCCACCUUCUUCAGUGAGGUUGGAUGACAGGGUGCAGUUCGAAGGAGCAGGUGACCCUGAUCAAGUCUCUUUAAAAGCGGACUCUGACAUCUUGCAGAAUGCCUUAGCGGAGAAUGACACGCCCUAUUAUGAUGUAUCCAGAAAUGCCAGGCAUGCUGAUGGAGUUUUCACCAGCGACUACAGUAGACUUCUGGGUCAGAUUUCUGCCAAAAAAUACCUUGAGUCACUCAUUGGCAAACGAAUCAGUAGCAUCUCGGAAGACCCCGUGCCGGUCAAACGACACUCUGAUGCAGUCUUCACAGAUAACUACACCCGCCUUAGAAAGCAAAUGGCUGUGAAGAAAUACUUGAACUCCAUUCUGAACGGGAAGAGGAGCAGUGAGGGAGAUUCUCCAGACUUCCUUGAAGAGCUAGAGAAAUGAUGAGAAAGGUCCUCUGGGCAGAGCUGAAGAUCGGAGGUGAGUGUGCCUGUGCACCCUUACUGUGUCCACACAACUACCAUGUGAAUAGAUG